AUGCAGCUGCAGACCAAGGAAUGGGAGGAUUGGCAGCCAUCAGCAGCAGCUGGGAAGAGUGCUCCUAAUGGACCCUAGCCCCCCUAGAAUCCAUCCAUGGUCCAGUGGAGUCACUGUAAAUAUUACAACAUGGACCAGAGGGGUCAGAAGCCUGGAGACCUGUACAAUCCUGACGGUAGUCCCCAUGCCAGCACACAGAUGAGCAGCAAGCCUGUCAUAUCUCCUACCCAGUCUCCAGCAUCUUCUCCUGUCACCAGCCUCAGCAGUGUCUGCACAGGACUCAGUCCCCUGCCCGUCCUUACACAGUUUCCCCAGCCCGGGGGUCCAGCACAGGGUGAUGGGCACUACUCCCUCUUGGGCCAGCCAUUACAGUACAAUCUGUCCAUCUUCCCUCCCUUGCUCUAUAGCCAGUCGACUUACACAGUGCACCAGGGACAGAGUGGACUGAAGCAUGGAAACCGGGGCAAGAGACAAGCACUCAAAUCUGCCUCCACUGAGCUGGGGACGGCAGACGUUGUCCUGGGGCGGGUGCUGGAGGUGACAGAUCUCCCUGAGGGCAUCACCCGUACUGAGGCGGACAAACUCUUCACGCAGCUUGCCAUGUCCGGCGCCAGGAUCCAGUGGCUCAAAGAUGCUCAGGGGCUGCCCGGUGGGGAUGGGGGUGACAACGGUGGGACUGCCGAGAAUGGCCGCUGCUCGGACCUCGCUGCCUUGUACACCAUCGUGCCUGUGUUCCCCACCCCCCUGGCUGCCCAAAAUGCCUCCCUUCGUCUCAACAACUCCGUGAGCUGCUUCAAACUUCGAAUGGCCAAAAAGAACUGUGACCUGAGGAUCCUGGAGCGAGCCAGCUCCCAGUAA
Lemur catta (Ring-tailed lemur) is the source of this 858-nucleotide messenger RNA. RefSeq names its product R3H domain-containing protein 2-like. The record is from RefSeq and is a predicted model, not a curated record. The transcript is spliced from 2 exons. NCBI's taxonomy places the organism in Eukaryota, Metazoa, Chordata, Mammalia, Primates, Lemuridae.